Molecule: messenger RNA, 1658 nt
Organism: Cylas formicarius (sweet potato weevil)
Lineage: Eukaryota; Metazoa; Arthropoda; Insecta; Coleoptera; Brentidae
Exons: 9
Coding region: 186-1592 (468 amino acids)
Source: RefSeq, a predicted model, not a curated record
AAUGUUGCGUGGGUCUCUGAUUGGUGCAAUUUUUUUUUCGUGAUUAGUGCGAUCGCAGACCACAUAUUUUAAUUUGUUGUAUCUAUGGUCCAUGCUCAAUAUAACAUAAUCGAGUGGGCUGUUUAAAUCAAAUUUUCGCCAUUAAAGAAGUGUUCUAACAAUUUAGAAUAGUGUUACACAUCAACAUGUCUACGAAAUCGAAAGUCAUCGGGCUGCAAUUAAGUGGAAAACUGGUAUCCAACGCAGUGCGGAGUUACCGCUUUUCAAAAACCUACUCGCAGCAACUGAUCCGCGUUGCCAUUCUCAACAUUAUGUACCGUCGCAUGAACAUUGACGCAUCGGAGUUCAGUUUGCAAAAUUACGAGUCGGUGCCUUAUGUUCUUUUCAAGCGCAAAUCGGCCAAUCGCAUUAUACGCUGUUUUCACGCCGUGAGCCAUGGUAUUGUCGACGCUAUCAACAAAGAAUACCUCAAAGAAGUGUACCUGAUCUUUGAAAACAAAAAGACCAGAGAAAUUGUGGAAACCUAUAGGUUUACUUUGAAAUACAACAAAGGCGGGAAGAAAUCAGAUGUAAAACGUUCUGUUGUGUCAAGCGCAACCGUAGACCUACUACAAGCGAUUUGCGAUUUACCAGCAAUGGAAAAAAUGUCCUCAGAUAUUGAAUAUGGUAUUGAGUUUCGAUACAACGACGAGGUUCCAUGCGAAUACCAACCUCCAUAUUUUGGGCCGGGUUCCAACCCCUGCGGUAUUAAUUUUCGCGAUUUGUCAGACAACAUAAUAAUUUUGGGAACCGCAAACACGGGGUUUCACAAACUAUCUUGUUACGCUACUGGAAAAAUUUUCAGUCUUACAACUUCCGAAGCCGCAAGUUCUGAAUGUAUUACGGGGACUGCGCCCAAAAUAGCUAACGUCGUUAAUAUAGUAGAUGAUAGUGAUGAGGUUUUAGAAGAGGAAACUGUUCGAAAUUCCGAGAAAGAGCGGGAAUCGUGCGAAUAUUUGACGCCGGAAAUAUUCCCAACCGAGCAAACAAACGAUAUCGAGUUAGAGGAAAGCAGUGAGGAUGACCGCUUCGAUGAACAAACAACAAAAUAUCCAUCGCCUGCAAAUGGAGCUGACGGUCCAUCUUCCGCCAAGCGAUCGAGAAUGACAAGCGACAUUAAUAGCAUAGAAAGUUACGAAAUCAUCUCUAUAAGAUCGGAGGAACUGAUAGAGUGUCCCUGUUUGUGGAACCUCUGCAAGUACGCCUUCGAAACCAUCGAGUGCCCGUUUUGCCAGCGGCGGGUUCAUCAGGUGUGCCACGGCUACUUGCGCCCCGAAUCGCUCAGCCCCGAUUCUUUUCAGUGUUGGAAGUGUACGCCACACAAGUCGCAGGAUUGGGUGUUCUUCUGUCGCAUAAGGGCACUCGUUGCCAUAGCCAACGCGACCGACACUUUUCCAUUGGAAUUACUGGACUCUGUGCCGAUUGACGAAAAAGAAGCGAUCCUACGCAAGUUGAAUGCCUUGAUGAUACUGACCACGUCCGACGUGCACAAGUCCUGCGUCAUCAACAAGGAUCGGUUGGAAAAGAGUUUGAUGUGUCUGUUUGUGCAAUAAACUAAUCUUCGUUCUAAUGUAGUUGCUAUCGUUGGUUUUUCGUUCGAAAUAAAUUUUGUUGCAUUG